Trypanosoma theileri is the source of this 552-nucleotide messenger RNA. Its product is annotated as coatomer zeta subunit. Gene Ontology annotation, biological process: intracellular protein transport; retrograde vesicle-mediated transport, Golgi to endoplasmic reticulum; intra-Golgi vesicle-mediated transport. The transcript has a single exon. The record is from RefSeq and is a predicted model, not a curated record. Gene Ontology annotation, cellular component: COPI vesicle coat. The coding region runs from base 1 to 552 and encodes 183 amino acids. Lineage: Eukaryota; Euglenozoa; Kinetoplastea; Trypanosomatida; Trypanosomatidae.
AUGGAUUUUAUGCACCACGUCCAGGGGAUUGUUAUCCUCAAUGAGCUGGGUGGCCGCGUUUUCGCUAAGUAUUAUAUUACUCCCGAUAUGCAGGAGCGUGGUGUGUUAAACACAAUAGAUAAACAACGAGUGUUGGAAAUGGGAAUUCACACCGCCUCCCGUGACCCUAAACGCUGUUGCAGUACGUCAAUAGACGGUGAUAUAAUGAUUCACGAAGGUCACACUGUGCUCCUACAAUUAUCUGAAGAUGUCCUAUUUAUGGUAAUUGGCGAUGGUAACGAGAACGAACUAGUACUCCAUAGUGUUCUCAGAGGCCUUGUUGAUGCCUUAAGACAGGAGUUAAAGGUCCUGGAUCUCAACAUGAGGAUGCUACUGGAAAAGUAUGAUGCAGUAGUGCUAACAGUGGAUGAACUGGUGGACGAAGGGAUCAUACUUGAGACGAAUCCAGCGAACAUAUGCUAUGAUGUUGCACCAUUUAUUGCGGAAUCAGGUGGUGAGACCGCGCGCAAAGCGUUGAACAAGGUCAACAAGUACCUUAAGGAAAAUUUGUAG